Molecule: messenger RNA, 3174 nt
Organism: Lasiodiplodia theobromae
Lineage: Eukaryota; Fungi; Ascomycota; Dothideomycetes; Botryosphaeriales; Botryosphaeriaceae
Exons: 4
Coding region: 1-3174 (1057 amino acids)
Biological process (GO): valyl-tRNA aminoacylation
Cellular component (GO): cytosol
Molecular function (GO): valine-tRNA ligase activity; ATP binding; aminoacyl-tRNA deacylase activity
Source: RefSeq, a predicted model, not a curated record
AUGGCUAACAACAACGGCGCAUCUUCUGCUCAGAGGCACGGCUCAACUGAACAUCACUCGUCUUCAAAUAUUGGUCUAGGUGCCAGCACCUCCUCCAACGUCGAUGGCACCCAAUCUGCUUCUGUUCAAGAAAAGCCCAUAACGAUCAAACAGCGGAAGAAAGCUGAGGGGAUGAAGAGAUAUACCUCCACAACAUAUCACUCUACUCAUACGCACCAGUCCAGCCCUGAAGCAGAACAGCCAGAAGCCGUGGAGGAGACACCGCCUGGAGACAAGAAGAUCCUCAGGCCGAUCGAUGCAGCCUACAUACCACAACCCGUGGAGUCGGCAUGGUAUGCAUGGUGGAAGAAGGCCGGGUUCUUCGAGCCGCGGCCGGGCGACGAUGCCGAAGUCUUUUCCAUGCCCAUGCCCCCGCCCAACAUCACCGGAGCUCUGCACAUGGGCCAUGCCUUGGCCAUUUCCAUCCAGGACACACUGGUGCGCUGGAAUCGCAUGCUGGGGAAGAAGACGCUCUGGACCCCGGGCUGCGACCACGCCGGUAUCGCGACCCAGAAUGUUGUGGAGAACAUGCUGUUGAGACGUGAGGGAAGAACACGGCAUGACAUAGGCCGGGAGAGGUUCAUUGAACUGGCUCACGAGUGGAAAGAAGAGCACCAUGUACGCAUUAAUGAUGCGCUCCAACGCAUGGGUGCCUCCGUGGACUGGACCCGCGAGGCCUUUACCAUGGAUGACAAUUUCACCGCUGCUGUCCAAGAGACGUUUGUUAGACUCCAUGAGGAGGGUCUCAUAUACCGCUCCGAUCGGCUGGUCAACUGGUGUCCGAAGCUCAACACGGCCAUCUCCAACCUCGAGGUUGUUAACAUGGAGAUUGGGGGGCGCACGUUCCUCGAUGUUCCCGGCUACGAAAAGAAAAUCGAAUUCGGUGUGUUGCAUCACAUCAACUACCCUAUCGUGGAGCCGGGUGGCGCAGAGACCAUCGAGAUAGCCACGACGCGCCCUGAAUCCAUUUUCGGAGAUACCGGCAUCGCUGUCCAUCCCCAGGAUAGCAGGUAUCAGGAGCUGAUCGGGAAGCACGCCAAGCAUCCGUUUCUGGAUCGCCUCCUUCCCAUCGUGGCGGACGAGAGCGUCUCGAUGGACUUUGGCACUGGGGCCGUCAAAGUCACCCCGGCUCAUGACUUCAACGACUUUGCCGUGGGCCAGAGACACGGCCUGGACAUCGUCAGCAUCUUCAAUGAUGAUGGAACUUUGAAUGAUAACGCGGGCAGCUUUUCCGGCAUGAAGCGCUUCGAUGCUCGGCCCGCAGUCAUUGAGCAGCUCAAAGCCGAAGGGCUGUACGUCAAAUGGGUAAGCAACCCGAUGAGUGUGCCACUCUGUGAUAGAUCCAAGGACUUCAUCGAGCGUCGAUUGAAACCACAGUGGUGGAUGAAGACGAAAGAAAUGGCGAACGCAGCAGCCCAAGCCGUCAAGGACGAGCAAAUCAAAAUUCUGCCAGAGACUGCAGAGAAGAGCUUUAGCCGUUGGAUGGAUGAGUGUCAAGACUGGUGCCUUUCCAGACAGCUAUGGUGGGGCCAUCGGGUUCCAGCUUACUUCGUCGACAUCGAUGGACAGCCUGCCAAUGACGACAACGCUCGAUGGGUCACUGGCCGGACGCAAUCUGAAGCACGAGCCAAAGCGGCCGCCAAGUUUCCAGGCCAGACCUUUUCUCUCCGUCAGGAUCCCGAUGUGUUGGACACUUGGCUUUCUGCAGCACUCUGGCCGUUUGCUUCGCUCGGCUGGCCUAAGGAGACGACGGAUUUGAAGACUUUCUAUCCACAGUCCGUUUUGGAAACCGGAUGGGACAUUCUCUUCUUCUGGGUUGCUCGCAUGGUCAUGUUGGGUCUCAAACUGACUGGCCAGGUUCCCUUCAAGGAGGUGUACUGUCACUCUUUGGUUCGAGAUUCGGAAGGCAGGAAAAUGUCGAAGUCUUUGGGCAAUGUGAUCGACCCAGUCGACGUCAUGGAUGGUAUUGAGCUCGAGCAGCUCCAUGCUAAGCUGCUCACGGGGAACCUGGAUCCCAAAGAGCUUGCCACUGCCACCAAAUACCAAAAGACGUCAUUUCCUCAAGGCAUUCCUGACUGCGGCGCCGAUGCGCUUCGCUUUAAUUUGCUGUCAUACAUGACGGGAGGCGGAGACAUCAACUUCGACGUCAAACUCAUCCACGCCAACCGCCGCUUCUGCAACAAAAUCUUCCAAGCCACCAAAUACGUCCUCGGCAAACUCGGCCCCGACUUCACCCCCAGCCCUAGCCCCACCGCCGCCGCCGCAAACCUCUCCCUCGCCGACCGCUGGAUCCUCCACAAACUCACCACCGCCUCCCGCGCCGCCAACGCCGCCCUCGCCGCCCGCGACUUCGCCAGCCUCACCGCCACCCUCUACCAGUUCUGGGACACGGACCUCUGCCGCGUCUACAUCGAGAAGACCAAACGCGUCUUCCUCCGCGGCACGGACGAAGAGGCGCUGGCGGCGAAAAACACACUGUACGACGUGCUCGACGCCGGCCUGCGGCUCGUGCACCCGGUCCUGCCGUUCCUGUCCGAGGAGAUGUGGCAGCGGCUGCCGCGGCGCCCAGGCGACGUGACGCCGUCGGUGAUGGUGGCGAGGUAUCCGGUGUAUGAUUCGGGUCUGGAUGACCCGGCAGCGGCGGAGGCGUACGAGCUGUUGCUGUCUGUGGCGAAGGUGGUGCGGUCGUUGCUGGAUCAGUAUGCGGUGAAGCAGGAUGGCGUGGUGUAUCUGCAGCUGUUUGAUGGGGCGGCGGCGGAUGUGUGUAGGGAGCAGUUUUACACCAUCCGCUCGCUGGUGGGGAGGAAGGUGACGUCGUUGACGCUGCUUGGGGCGGAUGAUGAUGGUCCUGCGGGGUGCAUUCCGAACCCGGUUUCGCGGACGGCUACGGCGUUCUUGCAGCUCAGGGGCCAGGUGGAUGUUGAUGCUGAGGUUGAGAAGGCGACCAAGAAGCUUGGAAAGGCCAAGGAGGCGUUGAGGAAGCAGCAGACUGUUAUGCAAAGUGAGAAAUAUAAGACGAAGGCUAGCGAUAGGGUAAGGGAGAUAGAGGAGCAGAAGCUGGAAAAUGCGCAAUCGGAGGUGGAAGAGUUCUCGAGGACUUUGAGUUUGUUUCAGGGGUUAAAUUUAGAGUUGUAA